This is a messenger RNA of Ylistrum balloti, 2058 nucleotides long. Its product is annotated as muscarinic acetylcholine receptor M1-like. Gene Ontology annotation, molecular function: G protein-coupled acetylcholine receptor activity. Gene Ontology annotation, cellular component: plasma membrane. Gene Ontology annotation, biological process: adenylate cyclase-activating adrenergic receptor signaling pathway. The coding region runs from base 1 to 2058 and encodes 685 amino acids. The record is from RefSeq and is a predicted model, not a curated record. Lineage: Eukaryota; Metazoa; Mollusca; Bivalvia; Pectinida; Pectinidae. The transcript has a single exon.
AUGGCGUUAUUAAGACCAAACGCCAGCCUUUUGGACACAACAACACCAUUCCUUUGUCCGGACAAUUCAACCCCGCCAUGCCAGUGUAAUGAUACGUUCACCAACGUCACGUGCACUGACGUCACUUCAUCCACUUGGGCAGAACCGCCCUACCCUAUGUGGUUGACAAUUCUCCUUGGAGCAAUGGCUGCUGUGGUUGUCUUGGUAACAGUUUUGGGGAAUAUCCUUGUGUUAAUCGCGUUUGCAGUGGAGCGAAGUAUCCGACAACCGACGAACUACUUCAUUGCGUCAUUAGCCGUGUCUGAUCUUCUUAUUGGUACAUUUUCUAUGCCAUGUUUUACUUUAUAUCUCCUGCUUGGAUACUGGCCCCUUGGGGACAUCAUAUGUGACCUCUGGUUGUCCUUGGACUGGACAGUGUGUCUAGCGUCACAAUACACGGUUUUCUUCAUCACUGUGGAUAGGUUUUUCUCUGUAAAAAUUCCUGCCAAAUAUCGGAAUUGGCGAACGGAGAAGAAAGUAAUCAUAAUGAUAGCUUUCACGUGGAUAAUACCGUGUGCAGUGUUUUUCACAUCCAUUAUAGGAUGGCAGUACUUCGUGGGCGAGAGAACGGUCGACAAAUACGAGUGUGAAGUCCAGUUCAUGAGUGAUCCGUUGUUUACGUUUUUGUUGACUAUAGGUUAUUACUGGACAACCCUUUUUGUGAUGAUUGGAUUGUACACUGGAAUAUACCGCGUUGCUCUCAGUCUACAGAAAAAAGCCGAAGCUAAACAUAAGAAGAUGACCACUGCCAUGUCUCACACAGCACACGACAGCAAAAAGAAGGCACGUGCUGUUGACGCAGGCGCUGCUUCACAAAACAGCCGCAAACGAACAGAGAAUAACAACGCGAGACAUUUGAGGGGUGUGGACACUACUAGUUUCACUAAACCUCCAGAGGAGGACAGGUCAAGUUCCCCAGCGUUUGCCUCAGACGAAGACAAUAGUAGCAGUCAGGAAGGAGCUUGUGGCUCCAGUAAAACUCCCCUUACGGGAAAACACGCAGAUGAUGAUGAUGAUGAUCAAACUUGUUUCGUCAACAGUGCUGUUCAGACGGACACAACGUAUCGUCCUUCACUUAAAGGCAUGCUGGGAGUUUCCUUUGGUCAUGUGUCAAAAUUAGCCUUUUCCAUUACUGCUUCUAGUGUUACUCUGCCAAACGACCACGGAGAGGCGGAGGAAGAAAUACAUACUCCACUUCCGGACGCUUUACCCCCCGCAUAUGAUACGGUAGUGAUUCCGCCAGAAAACAAUUAUCAGAAAAAAGUAAACAACUCAAACUCAAUUAAUGAGUUAGCUGUUGAUGACGUCAUUAAUGGAUGUAAGUAUAUAGACGAGGAGAGUUUGAAAUCUCUUGCUUCUGCGGAAAACAUCAAACUGUUAUCAGAUCCUGGAACAAACAACGAUUCCUCGGCAGACGAGGGGUCCUCUCCGAUUUGGAAACGUAGGGCAGAUAAGUACAUGCCGAUACCGAUUCCUGCAGUCACCAAUACCUCCAAUAUGGAGGUGAUAGAAGAGGACAGAACCAUAGAUACUGACCUGGAUCACAUCGCAACAAACGCUCUGCCGUCAAACGGCAAGGCCAGUGUGACAGGCAAACCGCACCGGAAACCGUUAGAUUCUGUCCGGUCGAAUGAUACCUCCGCAAGCUCGGAGCGGAGGUUUGGAAGUCCUUUCCAUGCAUUGGUAAAAUCUAUGCGUGAAAAACAAUUAAAGAGACAAAAAGCAGCGAGACAAAGAGAACAGAAAAAAUCCAAAUCAGAAAACCGCGCGCGCAAAGCCUUCCGAACUAUUACCUUUAUUUUAGGUGCGUACGUACUCUGUUGGACUCCAUACCACGUGAUGGUAUUCAUUAUAGGUCUAUGUGGCGGUUAUGACUGUAUAAACAUCAAACUUUACCAGUUUACGUAUUGGCUGUGCUAUCUGAACAGUCCAGUCAAUCCGUUCUGUUACGCCUUAGCCAAUCAGCAGUUUAAGAGGACUUUUCUCCGGAUCAUGCGCUUUGACUUCCAUAGAACGUAA